ACGUUUUUUUAAGUUCAGUACUGCGUGUAAGGUGAAAGUUGUUCUGGAAAAGUUUAGCCUUUUAUUUCGCACUUUAUUCCAAGUUUCCGCUUCCUAAGAGCAAAAAGACAUUUGGUAUAAAUAAGUAGUAGCCGUAUUUUAUCCUAGGUGUAGUUUUUUUUCGUGUUUAGGCUGUUUUUUUUCCUUCUAAAGUUAGUUUAUCGCAACCACAUGGUGAAUACAAGAUGUCAUCGACAACAAUGCAACUUAGAUUCUCUUGACUCAAAACUAGCUUUUCUAACGGAAAACUAGGCUUUCUUUACGUUUCUUUGAUCUAUUUUCUCAUGUCUUGUAUACAUUAUAAGUUUCGGAGUAGUUUGGAGUAUGAUACGAUCACGUUUGAUGGCUUGGCAAUCUCUCUUGCCGACCUCAAAAAAUCCAUUAUGGCGCAGAAAAAAUUCGCUAAGGUCACAGACUUCGACUUGGAAGUGACGAACGCACAGACUAAAGAAGAGUAUAAAGAUGAAAAUAUGCAGAUUCCUAAAAACUCUUCUGUAAUAGUUCGACGUAUUCCUACAGGAACUCGAAGCAAAGCACAGUUAGCAGCGGAUAGGGCAGACCCUUAUGCAAGUGGAUUACCCAAAACAGUACGUACUAGUCAGAAUAGAUUGUUUUAUACUUCUACUACUACUACUACUUCUAAUCAAGUCAAGAAAAGUGAUCUUCAAGAACUACAAACUUCUGUUUCCAUUAAACAGAACAAGGUGGUUGACUUGGUGAGCUCAGAUGCUUCUGAAGAUGACAAGUUGAAAGCAAUGAUGUCACAGGCUGGAGAAGACUGGCAACCAAACCAGUAUGUUAGAGGGCGUGGUAGGGGAUAUAAUCCAUCAGGACCUCUGCCUCCUAAUUAUGUUUGCUAUAGAUGUGGGAAACCUGGCCACUUUAUUAGAAACUGCCCUACUAAUGGGGUGAAGCGAACUAUUGGAAUCCCAAGAACUUUUGGUGAUGAUCAAGAUAGUGGUACAACAGAGGAUUCAAACAAAGAGUCCAAAAAGGAAUCUUCAGAACCAACCAAAACCUUGGUCCCUAUACCAGAGCUAGAUACUUCUAAAAAGGAUCGUAAAGUGCCGUCGGAGCUGAAAUGCCCUAUGUGUAAAAACUUGCUGAGUGAUGCUGUUCUUAUUCCCUGUUGUGGCACCAGCUAUUGUGAUGAAUGUAUUCGUACCUAUCUACUUGAAAAUGAGCAAGUGUGUCCAACGUGUGGUGCUGAGGAUGUUUCUCCUGAUUCCUUGAUUAUCAAUAAGCAGCUCAGACAGGCUGUGAAUAACUUCCGUAAUGCCAGACCAGCCAGCCCAUUUGUUAACAGUACAACAGACAGUCCAACACCAAGCUUCGGUGCCGUCGACAAAGCAGCACCCAGUAGCACUGUUGAUAAACCAAUCACAAGUAGCACAAUUGAUAAAACAGCACCCAAUACUGCUGUCCCAGAAACUAAACCCCAGUCAGUUAAACCUGAAGUGAAUUCUCCAGAAACAAGUGAUAAAGACAAAUCUGAAGAAAAGGUUUCAAGCACAACUUCAGAAAUUCCCCCAAAAGAUAUAUCUGAAGUAAAGGAGGAGGAAGUAAAGAAGAAAGAAGGAUCUCCUCUGCCUGUAUUGAAAACAGAAGUCAGUUCUCCGAGAAGAGAACCAGAGGAUCAUCGAGAUCAUCGACUUCCUGCAAGAGAACAUCUUAGAGCAGAACCAGGACCUGUUGGACCACAUGCUGGUCAACAUCCUGGUCAACAUCCUGGUCAACAUCCUGGCCAACAUCCUGGUUAUGGUCUUCAGGAUCAUCCAAUUCACAGGGGACCACCUACCCAUGGACCUGGUGUUGGUCAUCCAAUGGUAAAACCAAUGAUUCGUCGUAAUAUUCCACCAGACGGUGCCCUCCUUGUACCCACCAUAAGGGUUCCUCGUCCACUUCUUGUUCAACCACACCCAGGCCCACUCAUGGCACAACCAAGGUUUAUAGGCUCUGCAGCUCUGGGUUUACACCCUGUUGCAGCACAUCCUGGCAUUGUGCAGCCUCUACUGGGAGCACCCAUUCCUUUUGGUGUCAAUCCUCCUGGGUUCCGCCCAUUUGAAAACCCUAGACAUGUUGAAGGUCUUCCACCAAUGUCUGAGGAAGAGUUUUAUCGUUAUCAAAAAAAGAUGAAACUGAGGACUAAAAGAAAACACAGAGAAAAAGAACCAGGUGACAGACAUUCUAGGCGGGAAAAGUCAUCCAACCGUAACCAACCAGGCAACUUUGAUGACGAGCUUUCACAGUAUAAAGCUUUACAAAGACACCGUACAAGACGAAGAUCACGUUCAAGAUCAUAUUCCCGCUCUCCUUCCAGAACUCACUCAAAUUCCCGUUCAUUUUCCCGUUCCUUGUCACAAUCAUCACGGAGUUUGUCGAAAUCUCCCACCCCAGAAGACUGGGAUAGGUCUCGUACUCCUUCUCCCGUCCCCUCUCCCGUAAAAUCAGGAUCAAAGUCUCCGGUCCAAAAUGAAGAAAAGAAAACCAAACAGAAAAAGAGAAAAAAGCAUCAUAAACACAAGCACUCCAAGAAACAGAAACCUUUAGAAACUGAGAAUGGUGAAAAUGAAGUUAAAGAAAAGGGAGAAAAGGAGAAAACUGAGAAGAGGAAAUCAAAGUCAAAGAAAAAAUCCAAAGACAAAGAAAAGAGCUCUAAAAGUAAGAGGAAAUCUAAGGAAAAUACAGAGAAAUCAGAAAAAGUAAAUUCUGAGGAAUCUGUGACGGAACUACAUGAAAGCGAACAUUCUGGAAGAAAGAAAUCUAAGGACACAACAGAGAACUCAGGAAAAGCAAAUUCUGAGGAGUCGGCAACAGAGGUGAAUGAAAGUGAACAAUCUGAAAAAAAGAAAUCUAAUAAGGAAACAGAAAAAUCAGAAAAAGCAAAUUCUGAAGAGCUGGCAACAGAAGUGAUUGUGAGUAAACAUUCUGAAAGAGAAAUUUCAGUAGGAAAAGAAAAAUCAGAUGAACCAUUAGUGAAAAGUGAAGAGAAAUCAGAAAAACAAAACGUUGAAGAAAAAGAAAGAAAAGUAAAUGAAAAUGAAGCAAAUGGGAAAGAAAUAGAAUCAAAUGAAAAUCAGAAACUAAGUAGAAAAAGAAAAUCAGAGGAAAAGGAUGUUGAAGAUGAAACUCUGCACAAUAAGGAUGCCCUUAUAAAGGCUGGCUAUGAAUGGUUUGUCAUCAUUUCCAAGAGAGUCUGA
Messenger RNA from Actinia tenebrosa (Australian red waratah sea anemone), 3239 nucleotides. RefSeq lists its product as uncharacterized. The record is from RefSeq and is a predicted model, not a curated record. Gene Ontology annotation, molecular function: ubiquitin protein ligase activity; nucleic acid binding; zinc ion binding. Gene Ontology annotation, cellular component: nucleus. Lineage: Eukaryota; Metazoa; Cnidaria; Anthozoa; Actiniaria; Actiniidae. Gene Ontology annotation, biological process: mRNA processing; ubiquitin-dependent protein catabolic process; protein ubiquitination.